UAUAUAAAUCUUUCUAUUUUCUGGAAAUGCUUAGAUCGUACUCAGAACCAUUUGUGAUGAAUCUUUCAAUAAAGCUACGGCUUUUACAUUUGAUCUUUCAUUGUAUAAGCCAUAAAGAGUCUCAUUUACUAAUAAAGUUCCAUUCUUUUUGUUGUAUUCUUUUUGCAGGGCUUGCAAACCUCUCUAUUACAGGUUGUGGAAGCGAUGAUCUAGAGCUCAAACAAGAGAUGGAGAAGCAGUUUGUGGAUCUACUCACGGAAGAGUUGAAGCUGCAAGAAGCAGUUGCAGACGAGCAUAGUCGUCACAUGCAUGUUACACUUGGUGAAGCAAAAAGAGUUGCUUCACAGUACCAAAAGGAGGCUGAGAAGUGCAACGCUGCCACGGAAAUUUGCGAAUCAGCUAGGGAGAGAGCUCAAGCAUUGCUGCUCAAAGAGCGAAAGAUCACUUUGUUGUGGGAGCGGAGAGCUCGGCAAUUAGGUUGGGAAGGUGAGUAAGUAAUCCACUGUUUAGUGACUUCUUCUCAGUCUACCCUGAAGAGCUUCUCGAUGGAAGCAAACUAGAUUUCCUCUUCCGCAUACAGCUCAUGUGAACAUGGGAAUCGCUUAAUUCUCAAGGCAAUGUUUUUAUCUCCCAUGUUCUUUAUAUAUGUAGCAUUUUUUUUUGUUUUUCUCUUGGAUCCGAAUAUAGCUAAAGAAAGAGUUGGCUUGUAUUGACUUUUCUUCAGAUAUAUUUUUGUCCAGUCACAUUGGGCGAGAGAAGUCACCGACUUCUGUAUU
This is a messenger RNA of Camelina sativa (false flax), 776 nucleotides long. The record is from RefSeq and is a predicted model, not a curated record. Lineage: Eukaryota; Viridiplantae; Streptophyta; Magnoliopsida; Brassicales; Brassicaceae.